Molecule: messenger RNA, 4103 nt
Organism: Malurus melanocephalus (red-backed fairy wren)
Lineage: Eukaryota; Metazoa; Chordata; Aves; Passeriformes; Maluridae
Gene: IGDCC3
Product: immunoglobulin superfamily DCC subclass member 3
Exons: 13
Coding region: 34-2475 (813 amino acids)
Biological process (GO): cell-cell adhesion; axon guidance
Cellular component (GO): plasma membrane; axon
Molecular function (GO): protein binding
Source: RefSeq, a predicted model, not a curated record
CGCAGGGAGGCGAGUCCGCCCGCCCGGGAUGCCAUGGCUCCGCCGGGCUCCGCGCUGCCCGCCUGCCUGCUGGGGCUGCUGCUGCUUGUCUGCCGCGGAGAUUUUGGCCGCUCCUCUGAGCUGGCAUUCGUUGUGGAGCCUAGUGAUGACAUAGCUGUGCAGGAGCAGCCCUUGAUCCUCUACUGCCAGGUGGAGGGCAUCCAGCCCAUCACCAUCACAUGGCGGAAGAAUGGAGUGAUGAUUGUGGACAGUGAGAAUGCCUUCAUGUUGGCCAACGGGUCUCUCUACGUCUCCCGCUUCCAGAGGGUCCGGGGAGAUGGUUCCUCGGAUGAAGGCGAGUAUGAUUGCAUGGCACAGAACCACUACGGGCUCUUGGUGAGCCGGAAGGCAAAGAUCCAGGCAGCGACMAUGUCUGACUUCCACAUCCACCCUCAAAAUGCAGUGGUGGAGGAAGGUGGUGUAGCGAGAUUCCAGUGCCAGAUCCAYGGCUUGCCUGAGCCAGUCAUCCUAUGGCAUAAGAACAGCAUGCCAGUCAACACAGACAAUGAAAGGUACACGCUGCUUCCCAAGGGAGUUCUCCAGAUAACAGGACUAAAGGCAGAAGACAGUGGGAUAUUUCACUGUGUUGCCACCAAUAUUGCAAAUGUGAAGUUCAGCCGGGAGGCCCGACUCACCGUGUCAGGCUCCCACUCCACGGUGUACAAGGACCCGAUGAUUCUCGUGGGCCCGGAGAACCUGACGCUGACCGUGCACCAGACAGCAGUGCUGGAGUGCAUCGCCACCGGCAACCCCCGGCCCAUCGUCUCCUGGAGCCGCCUAGACGGCCGCCCGAUUGGCGUGGAGGGGAUCCAGGUGCUGGGCACAGGAAACCUGAUGAUCUCGGACCUCACGGUGCAGCAUUCUGGYAUCUACGUGUGCGCCGCCAACAAACCCGGCACACGCGUGCGCCGGACCGCGCAGGGCAGCCUGGUGGUGCAAGCACCAGCAGAGUUUGUGCAGCAUCCCCAGUCCAUUUCCAGACCCGUGGGGACUACUGCCAUCUUCACGUGCGUGGCCCAAGGGGAACCCCCUCCCCAGAUCACUUGGCUGAGGAACGGGCAGAUCCUGGAGACAAGCGACCACAUCAAGCUGAAGAAUAACAACAGCACUCUCUCCAUCUACGGGAUCAACCAGGCGGAUGAAGCCAUCUACCAGUGCCUGGCCGAGAACAGCGCGGGCUCCACGCAGGCCAGCGCCCGCCUCACCGUGCUGUGGGCAGAUGGGCUGCCCAGCCCUCCUCAGGGCGUGAGGGCAGAGACUGUCUCUGCAACCACCAUCCAGGUGUCCUGGGAAAAGCCCCUGCAGAACACCAAGGAGAUCAUUGGCUACGUCCUGCACAUCAGGAAAGCCGCAGAUCCYGUAGAGAUGGAGUACCAGGAGGCUGUUAGCAAGAGCACCUUCCAGCAGCUGGUGACUGAUCUGGAGCCCUCGACCAGCUACAGCUUUUAUAUAAAGGCUUAYACCUCCCGGGGUGCCAGCAAAGCCUCAGAAGUGACGGUGGUGAGCACGCUGGGGGAAGUCCCAGCCAUGCCAUCCCUCUUUAUUAAAGUCAUUAACAGCACCACUGUGCAGGCGACGUGGGAGCCCUCCAUCAAAYUGGGCCAGCACGAAGGCUUCAAGCUGUAUUACCGCAAAGUCCACCUCUCCCAGUACACAGGUCCAGUGCUACUGGCCAGCAAYGUCACAGCCUACAAUAUUACCCACCUGGAUGCAUCRGUGGUGUACGAAGUCAAGCUCCUUGCCUACAACCAGCAUGGGGAUGGAAACUCCACUGUCCGCUUYGUGUCGCUGAGGGAAACUGUGGAGAGGACAGUGCUGAAUCCUCCCUGUGACUGCAUGAAGGAUGAGCAGAACAAUAAAACCUCCACGACCGGCAUCAUCAUCGGGAUCCACAUUGGUGUCACGUGCAUCAUAUUCUGCAUCCUCUUCCUCAUGUUUGGGUACCGAGGAAGGCUGCUGAUGUGCAAAAACGUGCAGGAGCAGCUGUCAACCCCGCAGAUYCCCCGGAGCCAGCGGAGCGCCACAGGCCUCGUCCUGAACGGGGCCACUCGCAGGGACAGGGACGAGCGGGACUUGAAUGGAAAGCAGCUGGAUAUGAACGAGCUGGAGAGGUUAUUCCCAGCAUCCCCRUCCCAGGAGCAGCAGAAGGGAAUAACGGUAAGACCAGUGGGAUGGAAGCACACCUGGCUGUGCAUGGGUGWGCUGUCACUGUCACUGCAUUGUCCCCUUCUCUCUCUCUCCAGUUGGCUCACAGCCCAUCAACCCCCCACAACGAAACCCAGAUCUCCACACUCCCUCUGGAUGAGUUCAGCAUCAUCGAGGAGCAGCCAGACCCCCUCCCAAAAAACCCCCAUGGCAGCAGUACUGCUGCUCCAGCUCCUGACCAUGGUCCUGCCAAUGAAGGAUAAAACUGCCAAGACUCGAAGCCUCAUGUAGGAGUUACCAGAAACCAAACCCACGGCUGGUGAUAUCUUUACGAGUUUUCAAUCUCAGGUCAAUUGAAGAUUUCUACGGUCUGAUUGUUAUUUUUUUGUUUUGCUUUAUUUUUAUAUAUAUAUAUAAAUAUAUAUAUAUGUAUACAGCCCUUUGGAAACUCUGUGAAGUUUAUCUUUCUGACCUCUCUCAAGCCUCUCGAUGUGUUUAUUCUGAUGAUGGCUCUCUGGAGACUGGUCAUGAUGGAUUUUCCCUGCAGCUGCUACUUAACAGACUCCUUGGCAGAGUUUGGCAAAUUCUCCAGUCCCUGACAGACUGGGAAUACAGUGGAGCCCUCAUCUCUUGGCAUCCCRGACUUUUCCUGAUCAGCAGCUUUAGGACUACUUUUUGGAUCUAUUUUUUAUUUCCAGAAGACUGGAUUUGGAAAAAUCCUUCUAAUUUGACUCCAAAAAUUGAGGCCCAGGAAGGCUGUCUCUCCAUGGAUUUGAUGAUUUUGUACACUUUCACUAUUUCUCAGGAUACUUUUUUUGCUGAUUGACUCUAAAUAAUACAAAAAAAAAAGAAAAAAAAAAAGAGUGUGUGUGUGUCAAAGGAUGCCCGAGGGCUACUGAAAGACUUGGACAGACAACCCGAACUCAGAACCUACCUCAACCGGAAUGAAUGUCUUCUGGGAAGCAGAAAUACCUGCGUCUUCCUUUGUGUUCAAACAAACAAGUAGCAUAGCACUUGGUCAGUACAAGCAUGGUCCUACCUCAGCAGUCACGCUCUGUACCCGCCACCUCGGUGGCUUCCUUGUUGUUGUUCCCAUGUAAAGCACUUCCAAACCUUUGAAAGCAAUGUUCUACCUCAAACGUGAGAGAAACUCGUGUGUGUGUGUGUGUGUGUGUGGGGGUGUGUGUGUGUGUGUGUCCUCUCCUCCCCCCAAUUCCUGCCUCUCCCACCCAGCCCCGCACGAAGCGCGAUGCUUCACGCGUGUUACGAGCUUUACUUUUGGGGGCUCCGGUGUGAUUUUGUGUGGCAGAGAUUCGUGUUGUGGUUUUUUACUUUAAAGGUUGUUGGGGCUGUCACAGACAAGCAGCGCGAUGCUCUGCGACUCCCCAGCACCGCUGCCCUUCCAGGGCUGAUUUGAGCACCGGUCCAUCCUGGGUGGAUGGGGAUGGGGUGCUCAGAUGCCAGUGCUGGGGCCAGGGCACCCUUCUGCCCCAUCAGUGUGCUGCUCCCCAAGGCUGAUCCCAACAGAAUGAUUUAUGGCAUGUGCCAGCAUGAGCAGCACAACACAACCCUGGGAGGUGGGAAUCUGGAUGCCACCAUUUUGUCCCAAAGYCCACCCUGCCAUCAGGAGCAUCCAUGGGGAAACUCCCAUAGAACACUUCCAGAACCCCUUGAGAUGCUACUGAGCUGCUCCCAGCUCCUCCAGUGUCUUUCCAGCCAUGGGAGAAUGUCCCAAGGGUGAGUGGAGCCAAAAAGAGCUCAGUUCCCUGGGAGGGACAAAGCAAGGAGGAUGCUGGGGGCUGCCAGAGCCACCCUUUCCCCAUGCCCAGGGUGGGCAGAGGAGCUCCUGACACCAAAGAGAGGGUUUGUCCCCUCCAGAGAUCAACCACCAACCUGCUGCUGUGGAGGUUGGGUUGUCC